AUGACUGGAAAGAUAAGAAUUGCUAUAGACAGAGGUGGAACCUUCACAGAUUGUAUUGGGAACCCAGGAACAGGGAAUCAAGAGGACGAUGUCAUCAUCAAGCUCUUAUCAGUGGAUCCAAACAACUAUCCAGAUGCUCCAUUGGAAGGUAUCAGAAGGCUAAUGGAGAUUUUCACAAAGAAAACCAUUCCAAGGGGUGAGCCAUUGGACACUUCUCAAGUUGAAAGUAUCAGAAUGGGUACUACUGUUGCUACAAAUGCUCUUUUGGAAAGAAAAGGUGAAAGAUGUGCUUUGAUCACUACAAAAGGGUUCAAAGAUUGUUUAGUAAUUGGUGAUCAAACCAGACCAAAGAUCUUUGACUUGAAAAUUAAGAAACCUGAAGUGCUUUAUGAAACAGUGGUGGAGGUUGAUGAAAGAGUUACACUAGAAGAUUAUGCUGAAGAUGCUCAAAAUGUUAAAACAAAACCUAAUGGUGAAGAUCUUGUUACUGGUACCUCGGGUGAGACUGUUAGAAUCCUAAAGAAACCAGACUUGGAAUCAAUAACAUCUACUUUAUCAUUGUUAUAUGCUUCCGGUAUCAGAUCAAUUGGUGUUGCAUUAUUACACUCAUACACUUUCCCAGAUCACGAAAAAUUGAUUGGGCAAAUUGCUGAAAAGAUUGGUUUCACUCAUAUUUCAUUAUCCUCUGAAUUGAUUCCAAUGAUUAAACUAAUUCCAAGAGCUAAUAGUUCAAUUGCAGAUGCAUACUUAACUCCUGAGAUCAAGAAAUAUUUAGACGGUUUCACUUCAGGUUUACAAGAACAAAACAGGGCUAAAAUAGAAUUUAUGAAAUCAGAUGGUGGGUUAGUUGAUGCUUCCAAAUUUUCUGGUCUUCGAGCAAUCUUAUCAGGUCCUGCAGGUGGUGUUGUUGGUUAUUCUUCAACUUGUUAUGACACAAAGAGAAAAUUUAAUUUAAUCGGUUUUGAUAUGGGUGGUACUUCAACUGAUGUUUCAAGAUAUGGUGGUCAAUUUGAGCAUGUUUUCGAAACAACAACCGCGGGUGUCACUAUUCAGUCUCCACAAUUGGAUAUUAAUACAGUUGCUGCAGGUGGUGGGUCAAGAUUAUUUUGGGUUAAUGGAUUGUUUAAAGUUGGACCAGAAAGUGCUUCAUCUCAUCCAGGUCCUGCUUGUUAUAGAAAAGGUGGUCCAUUAACUGUCACUGAUGCAAAUCUGCUAUUGGGUAGAUUAUUACCUGAAUAUUUCCCAAAGAUCUUUGGUCCAAAUGAAGAUGAAUCACUAGAUGAAAAAGUCACAUUAUCAAAAUUCCAAGAACUUGCUGAUCAAAUUAAUAAAGAAAACAAUGGUAAUUUAACUGUUGAUGAAAUAGCUUAUGGGUUCAUUAAAGUUGCAAAUGAAACUAUGGCUAGACCAAUCAGACAAUUAACUGAAGCUAAAGGUCACGUGGUUUCCCAACAUCGUUUAGUCACUUUUGGUGGUGCUGGUGGUCAGCAUGCAGUUGCAGUUGCAGAAUCUUUAGGUAUUGAUACUGUUUUGGCUCAUAGAUAUUCCUCAGUUUUAUCUGCAUAUGGUAUUGCUUUAGCUGAUGUUGUGGAGGAAAAUCAAGAACCUUCUUCAGUUGUAUUGAACAAGGAGAAUGAAGCUCAUAUUGAAGAAAGAUUUAACCAUUUGAUGAAGACUUCCAAGGAAAAAUUAAUUGAACAUGGGUUCAAAGAAGAUCAAAUCAAAUUUGAGAAAUUCUUAAACUUGAGAUAUCAAGGUACUGAAUCUUCCUUAAUGAUUAGUCAAGGUGAAUCAAAAUUUGAUUUUGAAGAAAAGUUCUUAGCAUUACACAAGAGAGAGUUUGGAUUUUUAUUUGAGGAUAAAUCUAUCUUGAUUGAUGAUAUUAGAGUUAGGGCUGUGGGUAGUACUUCACAAGAUUCAAGUGAAUCUGUUGAUGAUGAAUUAUUACAAACAACAAUCACUGAAAUUGAUGAUUCAAAAGUUAAAUUCCAUAAACAAGUUUAUUUUGAAGGUGGUCGUUUCAAAACUCCAAUUUAUAGAAUUGAAGAUUUAACAAUUGGUAAUAAGAUUAAUGGUCCUGCAAUCUUGGCAGAUGGUACACAAACCAAUGUUAUCCCUCCAAAUGCUUCAGCUACCAUUUUGAAAGCUCAUGUUUUCAUUAAAAUCCAUUCAAAACAAGAAACUUUAAUUUCUCAAGGUAAACAAGUUGAUCCAAUAUUGUUAUCAAUCUUUGGUCAUAGAUUUAUGGAUAUUGCAGAACAAAUGGGUAAUCAAUUAAGAAAAACAUCAGUUUCUACAAAUGUUAAAGAAAGAUUGGAUUUUUCAUGUGCUUUAUUUGAUCCGGAAGGUAAUUUGGUUGCCAACGCGCCUCAUGUCCCAGUUCAUUUAGGUUCAAUGUCCACUGCUAUUAGGGCACAAGCUAAAAUAUGGAAAGAUAAAUUAAAACCUGGUGAUUCUAUUGUUUCAAAUCAUCCUUUAGCUGGUGGUACACAUUUACCAGAUAUCACUGUUAUCACACCUGCUUUCAAAGAUGGUGAGAUUAUUUUCUAUACGGCAUCAAGAUCUCAUCAUGCUGAUAUUGGUGGUAUCUUACCAGGUUCAAUGCCUCCAAAUUCCAAAGAAUUGUAUGAAGAAGGUGCUGCCAUUUAUUCAGAACUGAUUGUUAGUGAAGGUAAAUUUGAAGAGGAAAAAAUCACAAAGAUUUUGUUACAUGAUCCGGCUCAAUAUGAAGGAUGUUCAGGUACAAGAAGAUUAAGUGAUAAUUUAAGUGAUUUGAAAGCUCAAAUUUCUGCUAAUCAAAAAGGUAUUAAUUUAAUUGAAAGAUUAGUUUCAGAAUUUUCAUUAGAUGUUAUUAUUCUAUAUAUGAAUGCAAUUCAAGAUAAUGCUGCAUCAACUGUUCAGAAAAAACUUGUUGAAAUUACUAAAAAUUUGGGUUCAACAGAAUUUGAAAGUGAAGAUUUUAUGGAUGAAGGUUCCAAAAUUAAAUUGAAAAUUAAGAUUACACCAGAGGAAAACAUUUUUGAUUUUACAGGUACUUCUCCACAAAUGUAUGGUAAUUUAAAUGCACCAGAAGCUAUCACAAACUCUGCAUUAAUUUAUUGUUUAAGAUGUCUUGUUGAUCAAGAUAUCCCAUUGAAUCAAGGUUGUUUACGUCCAGCUAAAAUAAUCAUUCCAAAAGGUUCAAUCUUAUCUCCAUUAGAAGGUGCUGCAGUUGUUGGUGGUAAUGUUAUGACUUCACAAAGGGUUACUGAUGUCAUUUUGAAAGCUUUUAAAGUUAUGGCUGAUUCUCAAGGUGAUUGUAACAAUUUAACAUUUGGUACUGGUGGCCAUGAUGGUAAAGGUGGUUAUACACAAGGGUUUGGUUAUUAUGAAACUAUUGGUGGUGGACAUGGUGCAGGUGAUGGAUGGAAUGGUGUUAGUGGUGUUCACACAAAUAUGACAAAUACUCGUAUGACAGAUGUUGAAGUUUUGGAGAAGAGAUAUCCAGUCAUUUUGAGAGAAUACUCAAUUAGAUUAGGAUCUGGUGGUGAUGGUAAAUUUAAAGGUGGUGAUGGUGUUAUUAGAGAUUUAGAAUUUAGAUAUCCUGUCAAGGCUUCAAUCUUGAGUGAACGUCGUGUAAACCAACCAAGAGGUAUUGAAGGUGGUGAAAAUGCUGAAAGAGGGUUGAACUUGUGGAUCAAGGCAAAGAAUGGACAGGUUGUUAAUAUUGGUGGUCGUAAUACAGUACAAACUGAAGUUGGUGACAGAGUUAUUAUCAUGACUCCAGGUGGUGGUGGUUAUGGUAAAGUUGAAGCUUAG
Molecule: messenger RNA, 3798 nt
Organism: Hansenula anomala
Lineage: Eukaryota; Fungi; Ascomycota; Saccharomycetes; Phaffomycetales; Wickerhamomycetaceae
Gene: OXP1
Product: 5-oxoprolinase
Exons: 1
Coding region: 1-3798 (1265 amino acids)
Biological process (GO): glutathione metabolic process
Cellular component (GO): cytosol
Molecular function (GO): 5-oxoprolinase (ATP-hydrolyzing) activity
Source: RefSeq, a predicted model, not a curated record